AUGGCAACACGAACGAUAUUGCAGCCGAAUCGGGCUUACGAUCACAUCUAUGAUCCGGUCUACACGACCUCUCACGCAAAUGACCAUUACCGGCAGACCAGCAAGGCGAUGUUCAAUGCCCAGCGCAUUGAGCGAGUUCCGGACGACAAGUACCUCUUCUCCGAGCUGCCGCACUACCCGCGCUGCACCAUCCAGGUGACAAGCAAAGAGGCGCUCCCAAGACACGUGGACAAGGACUGGUUCUCCCCCGUGGAGAAGGGGGCUGAUCCCAACCAGGAUGUCGUGUAUGGAAGCCAUCGCUUUAAGUUCCAGGCGUGGCCGAACAAGCAGAUGCUGAGUACGCUGCCGCACAUCGUCCAGUAUGCCUUCAAGUCGAGCCACGGGUCUGGCUUUCAAGCGGAAGGCGUCGCUGCGGCUGAGCCACCCACGAAGACAGUGGGCACGCAGUCGGUCUUCCGGGAGUCUGAAGCGCAGACAGACCCCUACUCGCCGGACUACCAGAUCCAGCCGAAUCAGGUGCCCGAGGUUCUGCAGCUGACGCACUUGACCUAUGGAGCCGGCCUCCCAGCCACGGAGGCAGAGCUGCAGAUUAUCGAGCGGACGAGGCAGAAGCGUCUGUUCAAGCAGAUGCUGCCACCUCCUUGUGACGAGUUCGGAAUGGAGGUGCGCGUGCAGCUGAUGGAGGCCCAGGAGUUCCGCGAAUGGGCGGAUCGUGAGCGCACCAUCAAGGAUCUCCAGGACAAGCGGCUGAAGCUACUGGAGCAGGCUUUGUUGGAGCGUGACGUGAAGCGCGAGGAUGCGCAGGUCAGCAAGGUGGAGCGCGUCAGGCAGCGAAAGGAAGAGGAACGAGAUCGUAAGCUGGCCGCCUGCCAGCGGCUUCGAACCAAGGUACUCCGGAAGAUGCAGAAAGAGCGAACACGCGCAGAUGCUCCGACCACGAAGCGCGACGUGAUCGCCGAAUACGCCGACUUCACGUCGGAGGUGUAUGCUCCUUUGGCACGUCAUGGCCAUGUGCCGGACUACAACACUGCCAAAAUUGAGGUGCAGCCAUCCGAUUUGUCAACUUUCCCUGGUUUGGUCCAGCUGGAAGCGUCUCUUCAUCCGUCGGUGCUCCGUGCACCGGAAAAGCAUCCGAAGGAUAUGGAUAAGAAGAAGAAGUCCAGCCACCAGGUGCGCAAGGAGAAGCUGCAGGACCGGACUACAGUCGAGCGGAAGGUCUGGCAGUGGGCGAUGGUAGGCCAGGGAUGCUCAACGGAGUCAUGCCUGGCGGUGCUCGUCAUCCCUCACCGGGUGAUGGGAACGCCAGGGGAGGCAGCGUUGAUCGUCCCCAAGGAGGGCCAGCUACUGUGGCUGGACAACUUGGACCUAGCCAACAAGAAGCUACACAGCAUGCCCAGCAAGCAGCCACACCGCAUGAGCAGCAGCUACCUCAGCCUGGUCAACAAGGAGUACCACAGAGUGUGCAACGACAGUCAGGCAUGUCUCCUUCUUUGGUGUCAACUCAGCAAGACCUACAACAACCACCUUCCCAAGAACCUGCAGGAGACCUACCACGUGGUUCGGAGCCUGAGUUACGUCAAGGGCAUCACAUGGAGCAGCAAGCCGCAGAAGCUUUGGACAGAGGAAGAUGGAUCUUCGAGCAGCCUCAACCAGGACAUGAUCCUAGAGGAGGUCCGCCGGCAGGUGCAAGUUGCGAUGAGGGGAAGGGAUCAAGAGGUUGCAGCUUUGAGGCACAAGAAUGAGCAGUUGGAGUUGGCGCUGAAGGAGAAACUUCAGCAGUGCGUGGAGUACAUCCUUCUGGCAACCUUUCAGGAGCAGGUGGAGGGGAUCUUCACAACUGGGAUGCGACAGCUGCAACAAGUGUACUUGGGUCGUGCGGAUGCCAAGGACUCAGAGAUGAAGGUUGGAAGUGCUGAGCUUCCUGAGAUGCCCCCUGUCGGCCCUGAGUCGGCCGUGGCUUUUAGUGAUUGGUUGUAUGAAGUCGAACAGGCAGUUGGUGGUUUGAGUGACAAGGCCAGCGACUGGUUCGGCAUGUGUUUGCGUUUGGCCCAGGACACCUACGAGAUUUACCAACAGAGCGAUCCGUUGGCAAGGUUGUCGUUGGAGCCGAAACGGAGCAGCGACCUGGCAGAUGCCAAAUGGUCGCGCCUUGAAAGGCGAGUCUUGACUAUGCUGUUGGGAACUUUGCAAAAGGCGGCGAAGGACGAUGCGGUGACGCAUCGAAUAUCGUCGGUGCCUGCCCUUUUGUUUAGACUGCAUGUGCUGUAUGCUCCAGGGAGUUCAAGUGAGCGAGCGGCCAUACUACGUCAACUUGAGGGCUCUUCGGCGGGUUUGGGCUUGGCCGAAACAGUGACGGCGCUCCGGAAGUGGCGUCGCCACCUUCAAAGGGCCGAAGAAAUGAAGGUAUCGGUCCCUGAUGCUUCGUUGCUUUUGAGAAGCAUUGAAACGAUAGCAGGAAGAGCCAUCGAUGCGAACCAGGACGUGAAGUUCAGACUGGCUCUAUCCCGAAAUCAACUACAGCUACAGUACCGUCCCAACUACCACAGCGUCUUGAGCUACUACAACCACGUGCUAGCAGAGCUUCAACAAGAGACUACAAAGCUGAAGGCAGCGAAUGCUACUGGAGCCGGAACAGGUGAGACAACUUCGCCUACGCGGAGGGGUGGAGGCCAGCUGGCCACGACUGGGAAUAAAGUUCCGUGUCGUUUCUUUGCGGGUGACAAUGGAUGUACAAAGGGAAGCUCAUGCAAGUUCGACCAUACGUUUGCGAGCAAGGAGGCAAAGAAGGCGAAAUGUUGGCAUUGCGGUUCGGUGAGUCACACUCAGAAGGACUGUCCAGUCAAGGCUGGGAAGGCUUCUCCGCAAAGGCCCUCGUCAUCUACUACAACGAUUCCUACUACCUCCCCACAGGGUUCAAUGCCAACGACGCUCAAUCAGGCCGCGGUGCAGCAUCAACAAGCUGUCUUGGAAUCCCUGCAGGCUUCUUCGAGCUCGGGUUCCCAGACGGCGGCUUCAACUUUGGGAGCGACCGGAACAACGGCAGCUAUCGGUUCAGUACCUCAGCAGCCUGUGCCCAACUCUACGGAAGGAGAUGAAAGAAAGGCACAGGAGAUCACCGCUCUUCUACAGGAAGCCAACGCUAUGCUCAACAAGCUGACGAAGUUGCAGGCCAUCCAGGUGGUCACGGAUACCAGUGUGCAAGCAUUGUCGGCUCAGAUGAGAAGUUUGGGCAUAGAUGAUGAUGAAAGAAUGGCGUUGCUCGACUCAGGCGCUUCCCAUCCCUUCCGAGAUCGGGCUGAACACGAUGUGAUGCCGGAAUGCCCGGUGAGAGUGGAUCUUGCAGGAGGCCAGUCGGUAACACUCCAGCAGAACCAAGCAGGAACGCUCAUGCCAACAACCACGGCCAAGGACCCACAGGAUGUUUCAACUAUAUUGCCCCUAGGGGCACUGGUCCAGACUCUCGGGUGUGAGCUUUCAUGGACGAGAAGGGGCGGCUUGAAGAUCGUCCACCCUCAACAUGGAACACUGCGGACGGUGGUGCGUGGAAAUUGCCCGCUGAUUGGGGAGACCCAAGCUCUGGACCUUAUCCAUCAACUUGAACAACGGAAGCUCCAAGAGUUGAGACAGGCUACAGCGGAGACCUUCCUCAACACCCUGGCGCUUGAAGAGGUGAAGGCUUGGGAUGAGUUGUUUGCGACUUUUGUGCAGACUGGUUCCCGUGCCCACCUAGCAAGGUCUCUUGAAAGCUCUGGAUGCCCACUUCAAGGUCUGGAUGGAGCCUUAAGGUCUCUGUUAUCUGUGGAUGUUGACUUGGGAGAUGAGGCAGGAAAGAAGUACAUGAAGGCUCUCCCUGUUCGGCGAUCACAAAGGCGUGCUUUGUUGACCAAGAGAUGGGUGGUGCGCUUAUAUGAGAGAGAAGGCGAAUCCUCAGAAGACUUCAAGCUUUUGGAGACGAAGGACACCAUGGUCUUCAACGUCAAUGUUCAUCGAAGCCGGGCGUUUUCAAUGAAGGGCAACAGUGCAGCCUACAAGGUUUUGGUGUGGGGUGCAUGCAGAGGACAAGUUGAAGGAGUUGUUGGCGCCCCACCUUCGAAUGAUUCGCAGGAGCUUGGAACGAAGCAGCUUCUACUUUGGAUGCUGGCUAAGGAAGGUGCUCGGCAACAUCGUGUGUUGAGCCCAUACCUGGCUAUGACGGCGUCGCCGAAUUCAGGCUGGUGGAAGUCAACCAUGUGGCAAGGUUUUCAGAGAGAAUAUCAAGUUCCUGUUCAACAGGUUUCGCCGCAUGGAGAAUCCAAAUGCUACUGUGUUGCAACAACGCUGGCGUUGUCAGGUGAAGAUGCUGGAUGGGGUCCGGGAGUACAGCCCGCAAGUGUGGACUGUCAUCGAUGGUCAAGGAGCUUUGUCACGAUGAUCGUUCAGGGAGCUCACCUUUGGAGGAGGAGACCGGAGCCGCUGAUGUUAUGCAGUGGACUCGCGAACACCGGCGAGAUGAGCGCAGAGGAACUGCGGAGGUGGAAACGGCAUGUUCAGAACGGACAUUUGCCAUACAACAGACACUGCAAGACUUGCGUGGAGACGGCGGCGACGGGGCGAAGCCAUCGACGGCUAGUGGCGCCAAGUUGCUACAACCUAUCGAUUGACCUCGCGGGCCCUUUCAGGGUUAAGGGUGAGACGGCGGACCAAAAGGGUUUCCGAUAUGCUUUGGUGGGCUGCUACGUCAUGCCGAAGAUCGUGGGCUUCAAGGAUUACCAGAUUCCUGAAGAAUGCGGUGAAGAAGGAGAUGGUCCAGGAGGAGUGGGAGAUAUUCCGUUGGAUCCGGAUGACGACUUCUUGAAGGAGAUCUACGAAAGGGAACGGGAGGUAUCUCGAGAGGAGGAGGAAGGAAUGAACCGGGCCAACGAGGAGUACAAGAAGUUGUUUGCGGACCUCAAGGACACCGUCGAGUACCAGAAUCUCCACUUCAUGAUCCCCCUAAAGACCAGGACUGCUCCUGAAGUUGAGGCGGCGAUCCGCUUGCUGUACGUGCAGCUCAGAUCUGAAGGGCUACCACUACAACGUGUUCAUAGUGAUCGUGCACGUGAACUUAGGGGAGAAGGAAUCAGAAAAUGGCUGUUGGAACGGGACGUGUACCCAACCACUGGAGAGGCACAAGUGCCUCAGACAAAUGGCAAGGCGGAGCAGGUCGUGAAGCAGUUGAAACGGCGUGCAAGGACCUUGUUACAGUGUUCGGGACUCCCUACGUCGUGCUGGCCAUUGGCUAUGGGACAUGCAGCUUGGGCACAGAGGGAAUGCGCACUUGAAAGGGCGAGCUCGGUGAUUCCUUUUGGGGCCCAUGUGAACAUCAAGGCCAAGGUCUUUGGACAGGGAGGAAAGUUCGACUUGAACAACAAGUGGGACAGCGGAUGUUUCGUUGGGCCCUCAACCGAGCUCCGUGGCGGCUUUGUGGUAAGAGACAAGAACGGGAGGUACUUGACUACAAUGCACAUGAAAACCAAUGUUGUGGACGUUGAUGAAGUGGUCAAACCUGAUGAAGCAGAAGCUGUUUUACCAAUGCCGUCGCGACGAGUAAGAAAGAAAACCGUGCUAUACGAAGUACCGGAAGAUGAAGUCCACCCACCAACCAGAGAUUCAGCACCGGAAGGCUCAAUGCUGGGUCCGACAGGGAAGUUCGAAGUACCUGUAGGUGAAGUUCACCCACCAACGAGAGAUUCACCGGAAGGCACGAUGCUGGGUCCAUUAGGGGAAGCAGUAGUACCCGAACCGUUGGAUGCGUCUGGUCUGGGUGUUCGAGAAGAUCUAGAACCACCUCAUCGGAGGGUCACAGGAAAGACUCGUUUGGCAGCGAUGCUUCCUCUUUCAGACUUGGAGCGUGAGAUAGAGGACCUUGCUUUGAGCUUCGACUUGGACGAAAGGUACGAUGAGGCCGCCGUUUUGCAGAUAUUUGAGAUGUUGGAAGGGACAAGGCCACAAACCUCAAAGGCAGGGAUCCGGAAGUCAAAAACCCCAUCUACAUCCUGGUCUACUGGCAUGUUCACACAUGGUGGAGUUUCCGGCCUCAGGACAACGGCAAGAAGAAUGCCUACUACCACAAGUUUCUUGGUGAAGGCCGCGAAGGAGAUCACAGGGAAUGAUUGUUUCGGAGUGGUCGCUAUCACAAGGGGCGCGAGCAUGAAAGUCCAUCGAGACUCCCACAACUGUCCCUCAACCCAAAAUACAUUGGCUGCGCUAACGGAGUUUCAAGGUGGCGGAGUUUGGAUUCAAGAAGAAGGCGGAGGGGAAUCUCGAGAAGUUUCGCCUGGUCGUUGGGUUGAUGGGAAGGUCCAUGAACUACAUCCAGGAGAGCCUCUGUUCUUCAACCCGAGAGCGUGGCAUGAGACACAAGAUUAUUCAGGUGACAGGAUCGUGAUCAUGACUUACACCCCGAGGCUGUCGAAGCUAACUCCAGAAGGACGCCGAGAUCUAGAAGAUUUGGGUUUCAGAGUUCCAGAUUGGAAUUUUUCCAGACCUGCUCCAAGGCUCCAGCCGUUGAUCAUGAAGCAGGAGUACAUUAUUGAUCGAGAUGGAUCGUUGGAGUCUUUUCCGGUGAGCCAAGAAGGGGAAAUGGAACACAUGGAGAUCGAUGGCGUGAUGUUGCGGUUGAAUGAGAUCCAGCAAACAAUGAUGGACAACAUGUUGGACAGAUCCUCUUUCCUACAGGAUCUACUUGAGGAGGAGGAGGAACGCUUGAAGGAUAUCCACGAUGCUCAACAUGAGUGCCUUCAAGAUGUGAAACAGGUUCAUGGUGAGAUUAUGCAGAUGUUGGACGCUAUGGUAGCGAAGAUUCAACGUGAGCGAAGGGUCCAAGAUGAAGUUUUCCUCAAGGCGGCGAAUGUGCAGACGGACCACCAGGACUAUGAGAAGCUCCUUGAGGAUUUAGAAGGGGACUUACAAGUGACUCAUACAGUGCCCCUACAGCAAGUGAAGCCAGUGGCGGAAAAAUGGAAGAGUGCCAUCGAGAAGGAGCUGAGCAACCUGUUUGAGUCCACUGGGACGCUCAAGCGGAUCAAGUUGUCAGAGGCUCGCCAGUUGGAGGCGCAAGGAAGGCUCAAGCUUGUGCCGAGCAAAGGGGUCUACACCCUUAAACCCCCUUCAUCCAAGGGUGGUGGGUUUCGAAGAAAGUACAGACUUGUCCUAUGUGGAAACCAUGUGACACCUUCUGAUGAUCAAGGCUCUCUCUACGCCGGCGGUGUGGGCGCUGAAUCACUACGGGCGCUACUUGCGGCAACCUCACCUCGAGGAUGGCGUGGGGCAACCACUGAUAUAACAGCGGCUUUCCUUCAGGCCAUAUGGCCAGAGUCGAUGCCAAUGUACGCGGUGCUACCCCCAAAGCUGCUACAAGAACUUCACUACGCUGAGGAUGGAGAGGCAUGGCUGGUUUUGAGACCACUGUAUGGACUACGUGAAUCACCCUCGAUCUGGUCCUCUCACAGGAAUGAUCGACUUCGAACCCUUGAUGUGCCCCAUAAUGGAGGACGACUUUAUCUACAACAAUCAAAGGCCGAUGCAGAGCUCUGGUUCGUGAUGUUUCAGAGUAAGGAUGAGGCCCCCAGGUUAGUGGGCUUGGUUGUGACCUACGUCGAUGACAUCUUCUACAUUGGUCCUGUGAAGAUUGUGGAAAAGAUCCAUGGUUGGGUGAGUGCCGAAUGGCCCUGCUCAGGGCUUGAGUGGGCGAGUGCCCCUGAAGGCAUUCGAUACCUUGGGAUGGAGGUGUAUCAAAGAGAGUCUGGAGAGUAUGAGGUGACGCAGCAAGGCUACAUCAUGGACCUGAUUCGAGCGCACGAUCUACUACAGGCGCCGCAAACGCUACUACCAUGCCCGAAGGAGUGGAUCACAGAUGACGUGGACCCAGAGCCGGAGAACUUCACGGAGGGAGACCUACGUUUUGCUCAGAGGCUGAUCGGAGAACAGCUAUGGCUUGCUAUGAGGUGCAGACCGGACAUUCACUUCAUCGUCAGCUACAUGUCGAGUUGGGUGAGCAAACAUCCAAUUCGCAUAAGCAGGAUUGCAAUGCGUGUGCUCUCCUACUUGCACAAGACGGCCGGGAUGAAGAUGAUCCUUGGACAGCCGGCGAGGUUUCCGGAGGAUGACAUCGAUGACAGCAGGCAGAGCUCAAGCAGCCAAGGCAAGCAAACGAGCACCACAACAAACAGCCAGCAGCGCAACAACAAGGUUGGUGGUGGGUUUGAUAAUCUAAAAAUAGUAGAUAAUGCAUCUGCUGUGGCCAUGUUGAAUGGAGGAUCCGGGAGCUGGCGAACGCGUCACUUGAAAGUGCGUUCAGCUUUUCUGCUUGAAAGGAUUCAGAAGAAGUGGCUGUUGGUGGAGCAUAUUGAGGGCAUGCUACAGAAGGCGGACUUGUCAACCAAAGUUCACUCGAAGCUUCGUUUGUGGGCACUUCUGAAACUGUGGAAGUUUGAGGGUUUGCCAUCGGAAGCCGAGACAAUGGUUUUGAUGAGGAUGCUAGCAGCGGCAUGUGUUGCGAAGGCGUUUGAAAUGAUUCCGAAAGCAGAGGCGGCCUUGGAGGACAAUGAGGUGUCUAUGGUCUCUAGAGCUGGGGUGGAUGAGUUAUUGCUGUUCACAUUGCUGGCAUGCUUGGUUGCAGUGAUGGUCUGGGAAGGAUUGAAGAUGCUAUCAAGACGUGUUUGGACAUGUUGCUGUAAACCUGGACGGGGAAAGAAAGCACAAAGGCUUAAAAACCUGGCCAAGGCAGCGGCAGAGGCAGAAGUUGAUCGAGCAUUCACACCCGAGCGACGACAGGAGGCCUCGUCAUCGUCAUCUACGAGUUUACCGAGGUUUGCACCGAGCAGAACUACUACGACGCAGCUCACAAGGACUACAAGUACCCAAACGCCGGACUGGGAAAUCACAAGAGGACCGGUGCCUACAGUUGCGACGCCCCCUCGGGAGGCGCACAAUGCUGCGCAUGAGGACACGCUGUACGCAGCGUUCGAUGGACCGUUUUACCGGUCGGAGCAUGGAGACACAAUCCACACUCGUGGGGACUGCUACGGUUUCAGACUUGCGACAUCAAGAAUCAUUCAGCAGAGGUUGUGCGCAUGGUGCAACCGAACAGAUCCUGUGUUCAGGCGAAGGAAUGAUGCUCGGAGGACCUUGAGGUUCCAGAACACUGGAUGA
Symbiodinium sp. CCMP2592 is the source of this 9171-nucleotide messenger RNA. The record is from the annotation of a GenBank genome assembly. NCBI's taxonomy places the organism in Eukaryota, Dinophyceae, Suessiales, Symbiodiniaceae.